GCGAUACUUCUUUUGUUGUAACAAGUUCGUGUUGGAAUUAUCAUUUAAUAUUACAUGCACGUGGGUAAACAAAGACAGCACGAAAUCUCAUGUAAAUCACAUGCUUGUUUAUUUUUCCAGGAUUGUUGACAUGCCUCUGUGAACGUGGUGUUUCCAUUGAAGACAUUUCACCAGCACAGAUCUGAUAAGCAUCGCGGAAUCUCCACAAUCGGCCGAAAGCCGCGGGACUCCGUAGGCAAAGCACAACACAUAUGCCUUGUGCGCCACGGUAUCUGGCUAUGGAAUACCUUUAUGCGAGACUUGGCUUAUCAGUUCAACGCUCGCACCGCGUCUUUGUUCCGUGUAAGCGGUGGAUUGGAAAUACUAAUAACGAAUGCGAGAAGUUAAUUACAUCUGGUAUAGAGGUAUAAGUGAGUGACUUAGUAGCUACGUAUUUGUUAGAGUUAAGUACAUGUGUGCGUGUUGGUGUUUUGUGUGGUACCAGUGAACAAAGGAGUAUACGUAUGUAAAUAGUGGAAGCCAGUUAUUGGAUUUAUACGAGUGGAACAUAUGUAUUGUUUCUGUAAGUGGUUUUCACGUUUUUUAUACGAGUGUAAACUUAAUAAAAAAAGUCAGUGGUAUGGUAUGGUGAUAGUAAUGUUUUAGUAAAAGUUUAUAAUGUUUUCGUGCAAUCGAGUGACAUACGACCGGCAAAAGAGGAAUUAAUUUCAUUUGAUAGAAAAGGCAAUAACGACAAACAAUUACAUGAACUUAUGAAUAUAAUUAAAACCUGGCUAGGUUUAAUCGCUGCCUAGUUUUUUUUGUUAUAUAACAUAAAGCAUUUCGUUAACGUGGUUAUUCAAUUAAUGUCGACGCAGAAGCACUUACAGUGGUUUAGCGGAUUACUUAUUUAGGAAAGAACAAUAUAAACCUACUUGAAAAUUACGUCAUAUAUAUGAAAAAGGAUAUAACAUUUCCGAAUUCUGCAUGUAAUAAUUACAUAAUUAACAGAGCGCUCGUCAUUAAAGCAACAUUUUGUUAGCAAUAGUGUUGCACAGAUAUGUAGAGGAAAGUUUCUGAAGUUAUUAUAGAUCACAUUUUUAAGAGCCUCCAAUCAAAAACCACUUACACGGCGAUCUUUUAUCGAUACUAGUUUGUUUACGUAUACAGUAACGUCUACUUUACAACAGAGUAACGAAGUGGGAUUUAUACUUAGUGUUGUUUUUGGUGUAGCAUCUUCAAUCAUUGCGUGUGAGAUUUAAACUUGGAUUACACAGCGGUAACAUGGCUGACCGAACGAGUCGGCGGAACAUCCUGUGGCUCCUGGUCAGUCUCUGGGCGCUCUUCAGGACCAACGAGGCCCUCAAAACAGAGCACUUUCGCGUUGUUGGUCUGUUCGAGCCCGAAGAGAAAGCACAGAAGCUCGCGUUUACGAACGCUAUAGAGACGCUAAACUUGAACACGCCUGUGACAUCCAGUAACAUGGUCGUUUACUUUGCACCCGAGGUGCAGCCCAACGACAGCUUCGAGGCCAACAAGGAAGAUCGUGUGCAGUUUGACACUCACGGACCUUGGGAAACCCGAGUAUGCCGGCAGAUGAAAGAAGGCAUCGCCGCAGUGUUUGGCCCCGUCUCGCGCAUCCCUCGUGCGCACGUGCAGUCGAUAUGCCAGGCGUUUGAGAUCCCGCACCUGAACGCGCAGUGGGACCCCCGAGAGAGUCUGGAUUACUUCACCAUCAGCCUCUACCCUGACAACGGCAUCCUGAGUACGGCGAGCGCCGAACUUAUCCGCCACUGGAACUGGAAGCAGUUUACCGUUAUAUACGAGAAUGACGAUGGUCUCCUGCGCCUACAGGAAGUGCUUAAGGCGACCAAGGGCAACGACAACAAACUGACAGUGCGGCGUCUCGAGUCCAAGACCAGCGGCUACAUCGGCAUGUUCAAGGACCUCAAGGCUAAGGGCGAGUACCACGUGGUCGUGGACUGUGACGUCAACAAGAUUGGGACAUUUCUGCACGAGGCCCUGAAGGUAAACAUGCUGUCGGAGUACUACCACUACCACUUCACUACGCUGGACCUCGGUAUGGUUGAUUUAGAAGACUACAAGUACAGCGGUGCCAACAUCACAGCCAUGAGGCUUAUCGACCCCAACCGGCCCCAAGUUGUGGAAGUGAUGACAGCAUGGUCGUACCUGGAGGCGAACAUGCAGGAGUCGCCGCUGUUGGGAAAGAAAUACCUAAAGACGGAAGUGGCGCUGGUGUACGACGCGGUGAUCCUUUUCUUCAAGUCCCUCGCGGAGCUGACGAAUUCGCAGAACGACGUGAAGACCAAGUCGCUAAACUGCAACAAGCGGGACGGUUGGGAGAUGGGAAGUAGCCUCCUGAACUUCAUGAAAUCGUUGGAGUUUGAAGGGUUGUCUGGAAAGGUCCGAUACAAAUCCGAUAAUAAGCGAUCCGACAUCAGCCUUGACGUCGUAGAACUCUCACAAGCAGGUCUGAAAAAGGUGGGCAAUUGGGACCCCACGAACGGCGUUAACAUAUCGGCCUCGUUCAAAGAGAAAUUCACUGCCGACGCCAGCAAGCUGAAGAACAUGACUCUGAGAGUGGUCACCGUCUACGAAGAUCCGUACCUAAUGAGGAAGGAAGGCCCUGACGGUAAGUUCUUUCACGAAGGCUUCAUGAUCGACCUCCUCGAUCUGAUAAAGGAGAGACUGGGCUUCAACUACACCGUGUACCAGGUUGCGGACGCGGCGUUCGGUCGCGAGGUGUCUCCUGGGGUAUGGGACGGCAUGGUUGGAGACCUAAUGAAGCGAGACCCGAAAGGGAAAGCAGAUAUCGCCGCCGCCGGCUAUACGAUCACUUACGAGCGCGAGAAGGUCGUCGAUUUCACGAAACCCUUCCUCAACCUGGGUAUCACGAUUGUCUACAAAAAGCCGACGAAGGCGCCUCCAGAGCUCUUCUCCUUCCUGUCGCCGCUGUCAAUAAACGUAUGGAUAUACAUGAUGGCCGCCUACCUAUGUGUUAGCUUCAUGCUGUUUGUAAUUGCCAGGUUCAGUCCGUACGAGUGGACAAACCCUCACCCGUGCAAUGAAGAUUCGGACCUUGUCGAGAACCAGUUCACCAUUUUGAACAGUCUCUGGUUUACCAUAGGAUCUCUUAUGCAGCAAGGAUGCGAAAUAGCACCGAGAGCCAUCUCUACGCGUAUGGUGGCGUGCAUAUGGUGGUUCUUUACCCUAAUUAUGAUCUCCUCUUACACCGCCAACCUCGCCGCGUUCCUCACCGUGGAGCGCAUGAUUUCCGAUAUAGAGAGCGUUGAGGAUUUAGCGAAACAGCAGAAAAUACCAUAUGGCGUUCAGGCAAAUGGCUCUACCCGAACAUUUUUUGAGACCUCGACCGAACCAACGUUCCAGAAAAUGUGGAGUUUUAUGAAGGCCCACCCGGAUGCGGCCUUCGUCUCGAAUAGCAAAGAAGGCAUACAAAGGGUGAAAACCUCCAACUACGCGUAUAUCGCCGAGUCCACCACCAUUGACUACCAGGUGCAGCGCAACUGCGAGCUUACGCAAGUCGGCGGGCUGCUCGACUCCAAGGGCUACGGUCUUGCAUUCCCUAAAGACUCGCCGUGGACGGACCUUAUUUCGCGCGAGGUGAUCUACUUCCAGGAGAACCAGGAAAUCUCCAAGCUCUACACGAAGUGGUGGAAGGAGAAGAGCGGUGGCAAGUGUGACGUCGACGAGAGCGCGAAGGCCGCCAGCUCCCUUGGGGUCAAGCACGUGGGCGGCGUGUUCGUUGUGCUUGUAGGGGGCCUGAUGGCAGGUCUGCUGCUCGCGUGCUGCGAGUUCAUGUGGAAGGCGAAAAAGAACGCCAGGAUUGACAAGCAAUCGUUUUGCUCAGAAAUCUCCGAGGAGUUGCGGUUCGCCGUGCGCUGUUGUGGUAAAUCAGAGAAAAACACUCGCAGGGUGUCCAGCAAGGACAUCGUAGACAAUGGGAUACAAUUUGCUCCUUUAACUGGCAUAACGCAACGAAACAAUGGCAAAGAGCUGUAUGCAUAACGAGAGUUCUAUGAAGGCUAACUAUUGUUUAUGUAUUCCGGAAAGCGAAUGAAUAAUGCUAAACAGCUGUAUGCAUAGCUCUCUCGUAUACGUGUGUUCCCUGUAUUUUAUUUCGAACCUAAACGAGAGGUUUCAAAAAGCAGUUUGCUUUACAUGAGUUGUCUUAAAGGUUCCUGUAUUUUAUUCCGAAAGCAUUAUUGUGAAACAAUUUCUUCAUCUAGCAUCGUCGUAGAUCUUCAUUGAUUCACACUGCAGUGUUUUAAUUUCAUGUGUUGAAACGUUAAUGUGAUGACGUCAUGACGUAAUUUGUUGUGAUUAUAUUACUGCUGGUCAUUUGUGGAUUAAAUGGAUAAUGGAGGGGGGGGGGGAAUUCUGACAAACUGACCCGCAUUUUCCGUUGUUGUUUUUGUGCAGAAGAAUAUUGACUCGAAUGUUUUUCACGUUAGGACAAUGAAGUACAUCGUAAUGAAAAUAUGUUUGUACAGCUAUCGUUCCUGCUGUUAUUUCUUUUCCCAAUGAGUGCAAAUAAUCAUGUUAUGAACGAACGUAUGGAAGGAUACUAAACGCAUGUUCAAAAUAUUCAUGUUACUGUGUUCACAUGUAAUCAUAACCAUUUUAUGAACGCAGAACGGAUGCGAUCUUAAAACUAUUCGGCGAGAUUAUGUAUCGCUAUAUGAAAUAAAAUCUAUGGAUUGCAUCUAUA
This is a messenger RNA of Dreissena polymorpha, 4729 nucleotides long. Its product is annotated as glutamate receptor ionotropic, kainate 2-like. Gene Ontology annotation, cellular component: postsynaptic membrane; plasma membrane. The record is from RefSeq and is a predicted model, not a curated record. The transcript has 17 exons. NCBI's taxonomy places the organism in Eukaryota, Metazoa, Mollusca, Bivalvia, Myida, Dreissenidae. Bases 1264 to 4026 code for a protein of 920 amino acids. Gene Ontology annotation, biological process: modulation of chemical synaptic transmission; monoatomic ion transport; synaptic transmission, glutamatergic. Gene Ontology annotation, molecular function: transmitter-gated monoatomic ion channel activity involved in regulation of postsynaptic membrane potential; glutamate-gated receptor activity.